This is a messenger RNA of Gossypium arboreum, 1012 nucleotides long. RefSeq lists its product as uncharacterized. The coding region runs from base 334 to 816 and encodes 160 amino acids. Lineage: Eukaryota; Viridiplantae; Streptophyta; Magnoliopsida; Malvales; Malvaceae. The record is from RefSeq and is a predicted model, not a curated record. The transcript has 4 exons.
AUUUCACCAAAUAAAAGUUGCUUCAUAAUUAUCAACAUAUUUAUAAUAAAUAUAAUAUAUUUUCAUCACCAAUUUAUAGUAAAUAGAACUGUUAAGAGAUUUUCAUUGGAAAAUUAGUGAAGUUAUGGAUUUCAAAGGCAACCUUGAAGGAUUAAAUCAUGUUCAGGAUAACUGCUUGGAGGAUGCUACGAUGAAAUCUUCCCUAUUGAAUGAAAGUAACAAAAAUGAUGAAUAUCAGCGAAUCAAAUUCAAGGAAAAUAAGAAUGAUCUUGAUGUAUGUUUUGCUAAUUUUUGACCUACUUGAUUUAUUCUUAACUUAUUAUUAUUGAUAUUAUGUGUGUGUGUGUGUGUGUGUGUGUGUGUGUGUGUGUGUGUGUGUGUGAACAGAUGGCUGCCAAAGCUGAAAAAUGGAUGGGAGUUUUGGUUAAUAAGGAAUUUGAUAACAAAAGCUAUAUGGGUAGUGUUGUGAAUUACUGUGGUGAAACCAAAUUAUUCCAGAUAGAUUAUGAAAAUGAUGUAUCUGAGGAAGUAGACUAUCAAGAGCUACAAAAAAUUGUAGCUCCUCCACCACUAGUUUGCGAGUAUCUAGAAAGGAUUAAUCCAAGUGAAAUGGAGAAGGAAAAGAAGAAACGACAACAGCAAGAAGGUUCAUGGGUUCCAGUCCAUCCAAGAUACCCAUCAACUUUUCAACAACAGGUGAAACCCAAGAAGAGGAAGUGCAAAAGAGAAACUGGCAGUGGUGCUUCAUCCACUGGCUACAUACCUCUGGCAUUUAGAGAGACAAAGAGGGAUGCCUAUAUUUACUAUUAUAAGUGAGGUUUUGGUGUUGUUUAAGUUUCAAAAUCAUAUCAUAUCAUCUACAACUUUGCAAACUAGCGAGUUUGGUUAUCUUAUUUGGUACUUUUGGAUUUCAAGUUCAUUUUAAUAUUUUGACAUUAAUGAAAAUUUUAGGUUUGUCAUUUUUCUUUUCAUUUUUAAAUGAUAACUUUAAUGUCUAUGUUGAUUUGGCAAA